AUCGGUGCCAUAGUCGCCUUGGUAGGUACUAUACCGCCCGUAACACCGAGACCAGUAAGGUGUUACGUACGACCCACUGGAACCCCCCUUACGUACAUUAGACUGUGGGCUGACGGCGUCGGCAUUCUAUGACCUGAGUAGGCAGGCUGAACCCCUGUUGAAAUGGCUCAUAGGUUAAUGUCUCCACCGCCCCCGUCUCGUUAAAACCUUGGCAGGCCUCGUUUAACGCUUCCUGGCCGUCCCACUAUGGUGGUUGCGUAGGCUUGGUUGAUUCAUAUCCCAACUAGCACCGAUCUGGCUCUGAACCCUGGUGCUCAUAAGGCCCAGGGUCAACCCUCGCAUGGACCUCACUCCACGGAAAGACACCCAUGGGAUCACCACGGUGACUACGUACGCGGCCAGGAAUAACGAACUCGAGUGGAGAUUCUUUUUACAUGGACAACACCCCUCAUACACCAAACACACAGAUAGAGAAGAGGACUGAGGACGCAGUCUUUGGUAGGCGCAACGCCCUUACCAGAUCCCCACCAUCGUCAGCACCUGCGAAAGCUCAGGGCUCGAGCAUUUUCAAGCCCGGCCCGGAUGGCAAAGAGAAGGAGCGACCGCACUCUGACCCAUUAGAGCUGCUAAAAAACCUGGGUACUCGGGCCAAUGAGCUGGUCAAGAGGAUGAACGACUAGCGGCAUGUGGACAACGUGAUGAAAGAUUUAGCCCUGAGAGUUAACCCUUCAGGCCCUGGUGGUCAACAAUUUCGAGAAGCUGCACACCAGGACAAUUGGGACCGCCACUACUGGUACCCAAACAGCUGCGAAGCCGCCGCACACCGGCUCAAAGAGUCUGCGCGAGUCGCCUCAAAUGGCUGCGGAGCCCACAAAGAGGCAGAGAGGCACAAAGCUUCAACAAGCGUCGACCCAGCUCAAACCGCCGGCGUAGUCCCAGGAUGAAGUAACCCCCUCGGGUACAGUGGACCAUGGUGCCACCCCAGCCGCUAAGAAACAGCUCAAGUGGCAGCAGGUGGGCCCUAGGGUAAGGAAAAAAAGGGAGCCCCGUGAGCGCGAGCCAAGGCCAGACGCAAUAAUCAUUCAACCCCAGGGCGAGCUUAGCUAUAGCGACAUCCUCCGUAUGGUCACCAGGCGCCAGGAUGGCAAGCUGCAGGAGGUAGGGGAUAAUGUUAACAGAAUCCGGAGGACAGCAAAGGGCGAGCUGCUGCUCGAGCUCAACGGCGCGAGCAAAAGCAACACAGCUAAGCUCAAGGAGGAUAUCAGCGCGGCACUGGGACUGCAGAUGGGCAUCAGGGCGGUGUCAGAAGAACUCUGCGUGGAGGUCAGGGAUCUCGACAGCCUGGUCGAGAAGGAGGACAUCGCAGCAGCGAUAGCUGCAUCGAUAGACGCCCCCAGCGUGGACACCAGCACCAUUAAAAGCCUGAGGCCAUCGUUCGCUGGUACGCAACUGGCAGUUGUGUGCCUGCCGCCCGUGCAGGCAAGAGCCCUGCUCAUGGUGGGGAAACUCAAAGUCGGAUGGACAAGCUGUAGGAUCCGGGAGCGGACAGCUCAACGACGAUGCUACUGGUGUCUGGAGUUUGGGCAUCUAGCAAUCAGGUGCAAGAGCGCGGUGGAUCGCACCGGAUGCUGCCUCAGAUGCGGCGUGAACGGGCACAAGGCGGCAACCUGUCAAAGCGAUCCGCGGUGUUUCAUCUGCACCGCUAUGCGGGUAGCAGGAGAUGUCCAGCAGCCAGGAGCGUGCCAUAUCAAACUAGGGAGUCCCCUGGGUUCAUCUUGGAUGCCACCAAAAAGGCCGCGAUAAGGCUAUGCGGGGCCACGCCAUUGCAGCUUUCCCUCUCAAGCGCUGCUGCUGGGUUUGUGCGCGCCAAGGUCGGAGGUGUGUGGAUAUACAGCGUCUACCUUGCCCCAAGCCUGACGCUCUCCGAGUUCGCAGGUACUCUAGACAACCUAGCGGCUGAUGCUAGAGGACGUCACCCAGUAGCCAUUGGAGGGGACUUCAACGCGUGGGCUGAGGAGUGGGGAAGCGUGGCGACGAAUGCGAGAGGUAGAGCUCUGCUGGAGAUCAUUGCGCCCCUGGACAUCGCGCUCCUCAACGAGGGAAACCAGCAUACCUUCUCCAGAGCAGGAAUAGGAUCGGUCAUCGACCUUACAUUUGUCAGCAGCUCACUUUUUAAUUCAUCGGGCUGGAGCAUCAGCAACAUCUACACAGGGAGCGACCACAGGGCAAUUAUAUGGGACACAGGCCAACAGACGUCUAGCGUAGAGACAGCUGCGCCCAGAUGGAGAUGCUAUCGCGCCGAAACGCUCAAUACGGCCCUGUUCAUGGAGCUUAUGUCCAACCUCACGGCGAAUGGAAAUGCUGAAUGCAUGGCCAACCAUGUCAUGGAGCAUCUGGAGGCAGCAUGCACUGCCACCAUGGCGCAGAGGAAGCACUACGGUCGCCACCACCAACCUGUGUUCUGGUGGAACUAGGACAUUGCCGCGCUACGCCGGGAAUGCAACCAAGCUCGACGCCGCUACCAGCGCUCGCGCGGAAGCACUGCCUUUCCGCAAUGGCAAUCCACGUUUAGGGACUGCAGAAGGGCCCUCAAGGCGGCCAUUAGGGAUAGCAAGCGCCAGUGCUUCCUCAAGUUAUGCGACUCUGCGGAGCAGGACCCAUGGGGAAGGGCGUACAAAUUGGUGACGAAAAAACAUUGCGCCAAGAGGCAGGCACCCCCAUCGGACCCCGACACGACAAGAUCCAUCGUGUAGGAACUCUUUCCGCACAGGGCUGACCACAUCGGGGAUGUCCGUUGCCUCACACUGCAACCGCACAGUCAGGCACACAUCGAGGAGGUGUCACUCGAGGAAGUCGAACGCGCAGCCAGGAGCAUCAGCCCGAACAAGGCUCCUGGGCCGGACUCUAUCCCGAACAGAGCCCUCUUGCUCGCCCUCUCCACGCGUCCGGACAUCUUUGCGAAGCUGCUAAAUCAGUGCCUUCGGGAAGGAGUGUUCCCUGUGAGGUGGAAAGUACAGAAGCUAGUGCUUAUUCCCAAGCCAGGAAAGCCGCCGGGGACAGCGUCGUCGUAUAGGCCUAUCUGCCUGAUCGACACCGCGGGUAAACUGCUUGAGAAGGUGGUUUGCGCGCGACUGGAACGCUCCAUCGCGGAGGCUGGCGACCUCUCACCGCACCAAUACGGCUUUCGCAAUGCCCGAUCCACGAUAGACGCCGUUCGUAAGGUGGUGGACAUUGCCUCCGGUGCAAUUGCCGGCACUCGGUGGAAAGGCGGCGGGAAAGAGUACUGCCUAGUAGUCACACUAGACAUUAAGAACGCGUUCAACACGGCGAGGUGGAGCUGCAUCCUAAGGGCGCUGGAGAGUUUCGACACACCCAGGUACCUGCAGCGGAUGGUACAAAGCUACUUUGAGAGAAGGCUGCUUUUGUACGACACGCAGGCUGGCACGGAGGAAUACGAGGUAUCGGCAGGCGUCCCGCAGGGUUCAGUGCUUGGCCCCACUCUGUGAAACGCAAUGUAUGACGGCAUCUUGCGACUCAGCCUCCCCCACGGAGUACACAUGGUGGGUUUUGCAGACGAUGUGGCUGUCCUAGUGGUGGCAAAAGACCUGUCCGUCGUGGAAACGACCUGCAACCAAACGAUAGCGCGCAUUCAACAGUGGCUGGACCUGGUCGGGCUCGAACUCGCACCCCACAAAACAGAGGCAGUGCUGGUAUCCAGCCGGAAGAAAGUCGAGACGGCCAACAUCUCAGUGGCAGGUACCCUGGUUUCGUCUAAGCGCGCUAUCAAAUACCUUGGUGUCCUGGUGGACACACGUCUCUGCUUUCGGGAGCACUUGGCCUACAUGGGCACGAAGGCGGCGACCACCAACGGUGCGCUCUUGAGGCUAAUGCUGAACACCCGAGGACCAAAGCAAUGGCGGCGACAACUGCUAACGAGUGUCAUGAGAUCGGUGAUGCUAUAUGCGGCGCCAAUCUGGGCAAAGGCCCUUCGAACAGCGAGCUACGCACGGGGUCUGGCAGCCACGCACCGCCUCUCUUCGAUUCGGAUCAC
Molecule: messenger RNA, 4051 nt
Organism: Drosophila miranda
Lineage: Eukaryota; Metazoa; Arthropoda; Insecta; Diptera; Drosophilidae
Exons: 2
Coding region: 1560-2474 (304 amino acids)
Molecular function (GO): catalytic activity
Source: RefSeq, a predicted model, not a curated record